UUAGGGUUAUUUAACUGAAUCGUCCGCCCUGCCCUACCAAGGCUGUUAAGAAAACAUCUCAACUAGCCUGCAGUACAAAUGGCUCCUCUUCUGUUGCUCCUCUUUCUUCCUUUUGCCCUCUGUUGUGAAACAGUCCCCAGCACCGAGUGCGAGAAGAUUCCUUUCGUGCCGGGGCAUAAUUUGGUGGGAGAGGGCUUUGACAUUGUGCGGAUGCAGACCACCGGAGCUUUUGUGGUGGAUGUGCGGACCUACAUGGUUGGAGGAGAGCAUGGCAACUGCACUGUGUGCGAUAACAAACUACUCAACGGGAAACAGAAGUUGCCAGCUUCUGUGGUCGACUGGCGCAUCAAGGUGCAGUGUCGUCGCAGCCUCAGUGCCAAGGUGUAUGAAACGUCCAGCUCGGUUCUUAAGGACACCACCACUUCAGCCAGUGCCAGCUGGAAGGUUGGGCUGAGUGUGCCUAUGGUGGCUGGUGUGGCUGUCGGUGGCACUCAUUCAAAGUCAGCCAGGUUUGCCAAGAGCCACAGCGGUCAAGACAAGUUCUCCUACACCAGCCACACCUUCUCCUGUCGCUAUUACUCAUUUCGUCUUCAUGCUCGUCCUCCACUGACCAAAGAAUUUGCCGGUUCCAUCCAUUCACUUCCUGCUAAAUACGACAGCAGUUCAGAAGCUGCAUACAACCAUUUUAUCUCUAUCUAUGGAACACACUUCUUGAGGAGAGUCGACCUGGGCGGCCGUGUACAGUCAACCACCGCUGUGAAGACAUGCCAGGUUUCCAUGACGGGUCUGACGGUACACGACGUGAGCAAUUGCUUAUCGGCGGAGGCGUCCGGCGUCAUUAAGGGCGUGAAGGUGAGCGGGCAAGCAAGCUACUGCAAAGCCAAGCAACAGAAACUGGAGAAGGGCAACACCUUCAGUGCCUCCUUUUCUGACCGCAUCACUGAAAUAUUGGGCGGCAACGGUGAGCAGCAAGACAUCCUCUUUGAUCCAAGCAGCAAAAAUGGUUAUGGUGCUUGGCUCACCUCACUGAAGAAAAUUCCUGGAGUGGUGUCCUACACCUUGAGCUCAUUGCAUAUGCUCGUGCGAAACGACUCAGCUAGACGAAGCAGUCUCCAAGCUGCCAUCAGCAAAUACAUCACAAAAAACGCCGUAUCGACCGCUUGCCCCUCCAGUUGCAAAGUGGGCCGGCGUGACAGUAGUUGUGCAUGCAAAUGCAGCGGUCAUCAAAGAGUUGAUAGUAACUGCUGUCCGAGUCAGCCAGGAGUGGCCACGUUGAGCGUGAUCGUGAAGAGUGCUGCGGGAUUGUGGGGAGACGUGUUCUCUAAAACUGAUGGUUACGUUAAAGUGUUUUACGGCACUUCAUCGAUUUCAACCAAUGUGAUUAUGAACAACAACUUUCCUCAGUGGAACUACCAGUGGAAUAUUGGAACUGUGGUUCUGACUGAACGCAAGACCUUGAGAUUUGAGGUGUGGGACCGUGAUAACGUGUUUGAUGAUGAUCUAUUGGGAAAGGGUUCUCUUGUCCCAACACAAGGCAAGAAUAUACAGAAACAGUUUGGAUUCAAGCACGGCUCUCUUUUGAUUUACUACACUGCAACAUGUGGCCCAAGUCUUACAGGGCUUGUUUGUGAGAAAUACGCUCCUACACCGGGUGGUGAUGGUGCUCUAAACUAUUACCAGUCAUUUGGCAGAGAGCAACCCAUUGCUUUUAAAAAAUCCUUUGCAGGAAAUAUGUCUUUCCUGUAAUAAUACAACAGUAGAAUGUAAAGAUUCUACUGUAAAUAUUGAAGAAUGUCCUUCUGAGUUAAUGCAUGUAUAAAAAUGGCCAUAAGCUAUUUGAGAUAUUUGAUACACAUUGGAAAUAGUUAUUAUAAAUCAAAUACCAUUGACUUAUUUUUACACACAUUUACAAAAUCUUUAAUAAGCACUUUUAAGAACUAAUAAGAACCUUAAGUUCUUUCAUCUUUCAUCAACUUUCAUCGGAAAUAUUUUUAUUUUUGUUAUAAUUUUGUCUGAUUCUUAAAAAAAAUAUAUUCUCAAUAUAUGAAUUAGUUUUAAAAUUGUAUAUGUAUCUUUUACAAUGACUGGCAUAUUAAAUAAAAAAGAAUGCUUUCA
This is a messenger RNA of Megalobrama amblycephala (Wuchang bream), 2115 nucleotides long. RefSeq names its product perforin 1.3 (gene prf1.3). NCBI's taxonomy places the organism in Eukaryota, Metazoa, Chordata, Actinopteri, Cypriniformes, Xenocyprididae. The coding region runs from base 79 to 1746 and encodes 555 amino acids. The transcript is spliced from 4 exons. The record is from RefSeq and is a predicted model, not a curated record.